This is a messenger RNA of Owenia fusiformis, 365 nucleotides long. NCBI's taxonomy places the organism in Eukaryota, Metazoa, Annelida, Polychaeta, Sabellida, Oweniidae. The record is from the annotation of a GenBank genome assembly.
CCUAGCUCAAAAGUUGUUAAAUACACUGACGAGGAGGCUAAGAAAAACCUUGAAGCUGUUGAAUACUUUGUUAACAAAACACAAAUGAGCCAGUAUACAAAAUACAUUGUCACCACAGGAUUAAAAAGAAUGAAGCGGGCUGGUGGUACACGAGGAGAUAACACUCACUGGUGCUGCAAGGAGGACCCUGUUUACAAUAAAGAGUACCACACGAGAGCUGAGAGAAAAGUAGUUCAAGUAACCAAAACCCGUCGGACAUCAGGAAAAUGUGGCUUUGGAGGAUGGAAGCGCUGCACAAGGGAUGCCACAUAUACAUCUAUGGAGGUCCAGUACCAGUCGGUGACUGAUACUAGGGAGGUUCCCGC